Cyphomyrmex costatus is the source of this 1657-nucleotide messenger RNA. RefSeq names its product 4-hydroxyphenylpyruvate dioxygenase (gene Hpd). Gene Ontology annotation, biological process: L-tyrosine catabolic process. Lineage: Eukaryota; Metazoa; Arthropoda; Insecta; Hymenoptera; Formicidae. Gene Ontology annotation, cellular component: endoplasmic reticulum membrane; Golgi membrane. The record is from RefSeq and is a predicted model, not a curated record. The coding region runs from base 88 to 1230 and encodes 380 amino acids. The transcript has 12 exons. Gene Ontology annotation, molecular function: 4-hydroxyphenylpyruvate dioxygenase activity.
UUAAAGCAGAACUCGAUACAGACCGUGAUAGUCGAACGUUCGAUAUUCUUAUAGAAGAUACUUUUUAUACCGUUUUCUUCGAAAAUCAUGACGAGCUACAGCGAUAAAGGACCUCAGCCGGUUGGAGGAAAAUUCCUCAGUUUCGAUUAUAUAAAAUUCUGGGUUGGAAAUGCAAAGCAGGCCGCCAGUUUCUACCGAUGCAGAAUGGGAUUCGAACCGUUUGGAUAUCGUGGUCUGGAAACCGGCAGUAGACGAACAGCCACACACAUUGUCAAACAGAACAAAAUAGUGUUCAUGUUCGAAUCCCCGUAUGAACCUGAUAACGAAGAAAUGUCGGAUCAUCUUUCCCGACACGGAGACGGCGUGCGAGAUGUAGCGUUCAGUGUUCAAGAUAUCGAUACCAUUGUGAAGGUUGCUAAGCAGAAGGGCGCCGAAAUAGUAAGAGACAUAUGGGAGGAAAGCGAUGAAUAUGGCACCGUGAGAAUGGCCACUGUGAAAACCUAUGGUGAUACUCUCCAUACAUUUGUUGAUAGAACGAAGUAUAAAGGCUUCUUCUUGCCAGGCUUCGUGAGGGUAUCGAAGGAUGCUCUUCUCGAUCAAUUGCCGCAAUUACAUUUAAAUUUCGUAGAUCAUGUAGUGGGUAACCAGCCUGACAAACAAAUGGAACCCGUUGCGAAAUGGUACGAAGACUGUUUACAAUUUCAUAGAUUCUGGUCAGUGGAUGAUACGCAGAUGCACACGCAAUAUUCCGCGUUACGAUCCAUCGUGAUGACGAAUUGGGAGGAAACAGUGAAGAUGCCAAUCAAUGAACCCGCAUCAGGGAAGAAACGUUCUCAGAUUCAGGAAUACGUCGAGUACUAUGGUGGUGCCGGUGUACAGCAUAUUGCCCUCAAUACCAAUGACAUUAUUACAACGAUAACAAAUCUGCGUGCCAGAGGUAUGGAGUUUCUCGACGUACCUGAUAAUUACUAUGGCAUGCUCAGAAACCGCCUAAAAGCCAGUGGCACGAAAAUCGUGGAGGACUUGGAUAUACUACAGAAAUUAAAGAUACUAAUAGACUACGACGAGAAUGGAUAUCUUCUACAAAUAUUCACGAAAAAUAUGCAAGAUCGGCCAACAUUGUUUAUAGAAGUCAUACAGAGACGCAACCAUAAUGGUUUCGGCGCCGGCAAUUUCCAAGCGUUGUUCGAAGCGAUUGAAUUGGAACAAGCAAAACGUGGCAAUCUGUAGGAUAUUAAUAUUAUUGAUGUAUUCGUAAAAUUAGAAUUAUUAGCCGUAAUAAAGUAAUCCUAUGAAAGAGUGAAGGAUGAAUACUUUUGUACUUAAUUGUAUUAUUUUAAUUAUAUAAUGAGAUAUCACAUUAAGAGUGUAUUAUGUAUUAUAUAUAAAAUCCGCAUCGAGAUUUAUUCAGCACCAUCUAACACUCUGCUACAUACCACUAUUAUUAUUGAUAAUGCAUUCACAUUGUUAUAGAGCUGUACGCUUUAUCGCAUUUGACGAAAAUGUCAAGGUUUUACGUUUUCGUCUGUGGAAUAGAUAAUCAACUUGUCCGAUUAAUUCCGUAUUCUUGUAUUUAAUGGCCAACAUUUUCGUAUUACAAAAAUACACAGCAUUUUAAAUGUAAAAUAUGUUACAAUACAUUUCAAAGCGUAGUAAU